Eremothecium gossypii ATCC 10895 is the source of this 1572-nucleotide messenger RNA. RefSeq names its product acetyl-CoA hydrolase (gene ACH1). Gene Ontology annotation, molecular function: acetyl-CoA hydrolase activity; acetate CoA-transferase activity. Bases 1 to 1572 code for a protein of 523 amino acids. The transcript has a single exon. Gene Ontology annotation, biological process: acetate metabolic process. Lineage: Eukaryota; Fungi; Ascomycota; Saccharomycetes; Saccharomycetales; Saccharomycetaceae. The record is from RefSeq and is marked provisional. Gene Ontology annotation, cellular component: mitochondrion.
AUGACAGUUUCGCAGCUUUUGAAACAGAGGGUCCGGUACGCCCCAUACCUAUCCAAAGUACGGAGAGCAGAGGAGCUGUUGCCUCUGUUUAAGCAUGGGCAGUAUAUCGGGUGGUCCGGGUUCACGGGCGUGGGCGCGCCCAAAGUGAUCCCCACGGCGCUUGCAGACCAUGUGGAGAAGAACGGGCUACAGGGCCAGCUGGCAUUCAAUCUUUUCGUGGGCGCGUCGGCUGGGCCGGAGGAGAACAGGUGGGCGGACCUGGACAUGAUUUUGCGGCGCGCGCCGCACCAGGUCGGCAAGCCGAUCGCGCGCGCGAUCAACGAUGGGCGCAUCAAGUUCUUCGACAAGCACCUGUCGAUGUUUCCGCAGGACCUGACGUACGGGUACUACACCCGGGAGCGGACGGACGGCAAGAUCCUGGACUACGCGAUCGUGGAAGCGACGGCGAUCAAGGAGGACGGCUCGAUUGUGCUGGGCCCGUCGGUGGGCGGCUCGCCGGAGUUCAUGUCUGCGGCGGACAAGCUGAUCGUGGAGGUCAACACCGCGACGCCGUCGUUCGAGGGGCUGCAUGACAUCGACAUGCCGGUGCUGCCACCGCACCGCGUGCCGUACCCAUACACGCGGGUGGACGAGCGCAGCGGGCUGGACGCGGUGCCGGUGGACCCUGCGCGCGUGGUCGCGCUAGUGGAGAGCACCGAGCGCGACAAGGUGGGGCCCAACACGCCCUCGGACGAGGGGUCGCGCGCGAUUGCGGGGCAUCUGGUGGAGUUCUUCGAGAACGAGGUCAGGCACGGGCGGCUGCCAGCCAACCUGCUGCCGCUGCAGAGCGGCAUCGGCAACAUUGCGAACGCGGUGAUCGAGGGGCUUGCAGGCGCCUCAUUCCGGAACCUGACAGUUUGGACCGAGGUGUUGCAGGACUCGUUCCUGGAUCUGUUCGAGAACGGCUCCCUAGAAUUCGCGACCGCCACCAGUAUCCGCCUGACCGAGGCCGGCUUCGAGAAGUUCUUUGCCAACUGGGACGAAUACUCCUCCAAGCUGUGCUUGCGCUCCCAGGUCGUGUCCAACAGCCCAGAGAUGAUCCGCCGGCUCGGUGUCAUCGCAAUGAAUACGCCUGUGGAGGUCGACAUCUACGCGCACGCGAACUCGACCAACGUGUCUGGCUCUCGGAUGCUCAACGGGCUCGGCGGCUCCGCGGACUUCCUCCGGAACGCAAAGCUGUCCAUCAUGCAUGCGCCUUCUGCCAGACCUAGCAAGACCGAUCCUACCGGCAUCUCGACCAUCGUGCCCAUGGCAUCCCAUGUCGACCAGACUGAGCAUGACCUAGACGUCCUAGUCACGGAUCAGGGUCUGGCCGACCUGCGUGGUCUCUGUCCGCGGGAGCGCGCGCGCGAGAUUAUCCGCCAGUGCGCACAUCCAGACUACAAGCCAAUUUUGACUGACUACCUAGACAGAGCUGAGCAUUAUGCGCAGCGCUCGCGCUCGAUGCACGAGCCUCAUAUUUUGCAGCAAGCUCUCAGAUUCCAUACCCAUCUCGCUGAAAAAGGCACCAUGAAGGUCCCUUCGUGGGACUAA